AUGGAGUGUCCGCACCUCGGCUCCAGCGUCUGCAUCGCCCCCGACUCGGCCAAGUUCCCGCAGGGCUCGCCCUCCUCGUGGUGCUGCAGCGUGUGCCGGUCAAAUAAAAGUCCAUGGGUCUGUCUGACGUGUUCAAGUGUCCACUGUGGAAGAUAUGUGAAUGGCCAUGCAAAAAAGCAUUACGAAGAUGCACAGAUUCCUAUGACCAACCAUAAGAAAACAGAAAAACAAGAGAAAGUGCAGCAUACAGUGUGUAUGGAUUGCAGUAGUUACAGCACAUACUGUUAUCGUUGCGAUGAUUUCGUCGUCAAUGACACCAAGCUGGGCCUGGUACAGAAAGUCAGGGAGCAUCUGCAGAACUUGGAAAAUUCAGCCUUUACAUCAGACAGACAUAGGAAAAGAAAACUAUUGGAAAACUCAUCUCUGAACAGCAAGUUAUUAAAAGUAAAUGGAAGCACCACUGCCCUUUGUGCCACCGGCCUCCGCAACCUGGGGAACACGUGUUUCAUGAAUGCCAUCCUCCAGUCGCUCAGUAACAUUCAGCAGUUUUGCUGUUACUUCAAAGAGUUGCCUGCUGUGGAGCUGCGGAAUGGGAAGACAGCGGGCAGGCGAACUUACCACACCAGGAGCCAGGGGGAUAACAAUGUUUCUUUGGUGGAAGAAUUCAGAAAGACGCUGUGUGCUUUAUGGCAAGGAAGCCAAACUGCAUUUAGUCCAGAGUCUUUAUUUUAUGUUGUUUGGAAAAUCAUGCCAAAUUUUAGGGGCUACCAGCAGCAGGAUGCCCAUGAGUUCAUGCGCUACCUUCUGGACCACCUGCACCUGGAGCUGCAGGGGGGCUUCAACGGCGUCUCCCGGUCCGUCAUCCUGCAGGAGAACUCGAGCCUGUCCGCGAGCAACAAAUGCUGCAUAAAUGGAGCUUCUACUGUUGUCACAGCAAUUUUUGGAGGCAUUCUUCAAAAUGAAGUCAACUGCUUAAUAUGUGGGACUGAAUCUAGAAAGUUUGACCCAUUCCUAGACCUUUCACUAGAUAUUCCAAGUCAGUUCAGAAAUAAACGUACUAAAAAUCAAGAAAAUGGACCAAUGUGCACACUACGAGACUGUCUUCGCAGUUUUACAGACCUGGAAGAACUUGAUGAGACAGAGCUCUAUAUGUGCCAUAAAUGCAAAAAGAAACAGAAAUCCACCAAAAAAUUCUGGAUUCAGAAACUACCAAAGGUGCUAUGCUUACACUUGAAGCGAUUUCACUGGACAGCAUAUCUAAGAAACAAGGUUGAUACAUACGUUGAGUUUCCAUUACGAGGCCUGGACAUGAAAUGCUACUUACUAGAGCCAGAAAACAGCGGCCCAGAAAGCUGCCUGUACGACCUUGCAGCCGUGGUUGUGCAUCAUGGUUCAGGUGUCGGCUCUGGACAUUACACGGCCUACGCGACGCACGAGGGGCGCUGGUUCCACUUCAACGACAGUACUGUAACGCUGACCGACGAGGAGACCGUGGUGAAGGCCAAGGCCUACAUCCUCUUCUACGUGGACCGGCAAGCCAAGCCUGGAUCAGAUAAACUUUAAUACCUCCUCCUAAUUCUCACUUAUCAAGUCCACGGGACAAAACAUUUCCAUUUCUCCAUAAAUACUUGAUCCAAGACUAUUAAUUUCAUUGUGCACUUUUCAAUUUCCUCUUGUGGGUUUUAGUUUUGUUGUGUCGAUGGUAGCAUUUGACUUACUGAACUUGGACACAAACUAACUUUUUUUUUUUUUAGUUAUACCAGAAAACCUCAGCAGAUUUUGAUUUGCUGCUUUAGUUGUGAUAACUCAAUUUUUAUAUAUAUAGUUUAAUGAAAUAGUUAUUUGACUUUUUUAUAUUAAUGUUUUCAGUUCUCACUUUUUAAAGGCACAUUUACAUCAGAGAAGCUUUCUGUCCUCUUUGCAAGAAAGAUUAAAUGUGCUCCUGAUUWCCAAGAGCAAUACAACCUCAUGCUGCUCUCACAGCUGUUAUGUAGAUAGGAUUUAAUCUCUUUAAAUCAAGGAAUUAUUUGCACCUGGCAUUUUCCCCUGUGCACAAAUCCUAACAGUGACCUCUGAGCAAUCAUUUAUUAUCUGCGAAAGAGAUGAGACAGCAUCAUUAAAUAGCCCAGGUCAUUGCUGCUAUCGGUGUAUAUUCAGGCUGCUGACUUUCAGGAAUCAUUGUAAAUAAAUAGUUGGUUCAG
Nothoprocta perdicaria is the source of this 2201-nucleotide messenger RNA. RefSeq names its product ubiquitin specific peptidase 3 (gene USP3). Gene Ontology annotation, cellular component: cytoplasm. The transcript has 15 exons. Bases 1 to 1563 code for a protein of 520 amino acids. Gene Ontology annotation, biological process: protein deubiquitination. Lineage: Eukaryota; Metazoa; Chordata; Aves; Tinamiformes; Tinamidae. Gene Ontology annotation, molecular function: zinc ion binding; cysteine-type deubiquitinase activity. The record is from RefSeq and is a predicted model, not a curated record.